UCAGCAGCCAAUGGAAACACUCACUUGUUUGAACAGGACAAGUGGACAAUUGGCUCAGAGUUAAGAGAAACUGAGGCCGACCUGCUCUUUCUAUCAACAUGCUGAGAAUUUGUCAACGUGUCAUUCAAAAGUUAAAGUCACGUUAGUUUGAACUGCGUGGUUUGGUGCGACACCCUCUGAAACACGUUCUCCAUUUCUCUCUUAGAGAAGUCACGUACGUCUGGUUAAUGUUUGCUGACUGGAGCAGAAUUUGUUCCGUUCAGUGUCUCAUUUGUACUGAUAAUCCAACCAGGAGAAUAUCAUGUCUAUUUCGCGUUUCUGCCUGAUUUAGAAAGGAGAUUUCGUGUUAGUUCAGCGCAGGCUGCACACUGGAGCAAGAAUUGACAUUUUAGGAAGUUGUUUCUCAGCAAAACCAAGGAUCUCCAUUUUUAGCUGCAACUGAGCGAUGGACUCCAAAGGGGCAAUGGAGGUGGCAGCGCUUGGACGACCUUUCAGCCUUGGGAUGCUUUACGACUGCCGCAGAGACUUACUCAUCACUGGAAUGACACUGUGGGACUACAAUGACCUGAAACAAAAUAUACAAGAAAGACCACAGAACUAUAAUGACUUUGAAAUAGUUGCAUCUGAGUCAAUGGAAGCUAAAUCUUCAGCAUUAAAUGUUGAAGCAUCACUGAAGGCAAGUUUCUUGGGUGGACUGGUUGAGGUUGGUGGAUCAGCCAAAUACCUGAAUGAUCAUAAGACAUCCAAAAAUCAGGCCAGGGUCACACUCUCAUACAAGGCUACCACACAUGUCCAGGAACUGUCAAUGAAUCAUCUUGGAAGAGGCAACGUGAAGCAUCCAUAUGUUUUUGAUCAGGGAAUAGCAACACAUGUAGUCACAGCUGUUCUUUAUGGGGCACAAGCUUUCUUUGUCUUUGACCGUGAGGUGUCAGAAAAGGAAGAUCAUCAAGACAUUCAGGGGAACUUGAAAGUGAUGAUCAAGAAGAUCCCACUCCUCUCUAUAGAGGGUGAAGGUUCCCUGAAAAUGGAAGACAAGGACAGAGCAAAUGCUGAGAAAUUCUCCUGCAGAUUCUAUGGAGACUUUUCUCUUCAGAAACCUCCAACAUCCUUUCAGGAUGCAGUACAAGUCUACCAGAGCCUGCCAACAUUACUGGGAGCCAAUGGAGAAAAUGCUGUACCAAUGAAGGUCUGGCUGUUGCCCCUGACAGUUUUAGAUUCUUCUGCCGCUCAACUUGUUCGUCAGAUAAGUACAAGAUUAGUUCAGGAGGCACAGAGUGUCCUGGAGGACUUCAGUGAGCUGGAAAUGAGGUGCAACGAUGCAAUGAGAACAACCACUGCACAGCAGUUCCCACAGAUUGGCAACAAACUUAAACGUUUUAAAGAAAUGUGCUCUGAGUUCAGACUGGAGUUUCAACAAAACUUGGCAAAGAAGCUUCCAUCAAUCCGAGGAGGAGGUGAAGAGGAGGCUGUGCUCGCAGAGAUACUGAUGAAGAGACGUUCUUCUCCUUUCAACAACAAAAGCCUGAACGAGUGGAUGGACUGUAAAGAGAGAGAAAUCUACACAGUAAUGUCUUUCACCAACAAGAUGAAAAACACAGAGAUCAUCCCAUCUCAGAGUCAUUUGUACAAGGAAAUUCUCAGUGCAGAGCAUGCUGUGUGUUUUGUGUUCACCUCACUGGGAAGUGCUGAACCGUACCUCUCAGCUUUAUCAAACUACUUAAGAGGAACAACCAAACCAGACGACCCUCAAGAUCCAUAUACUCAUGAUGUAGAGAGGGAACAGUGGUACACCUCAAAAGAAGUGGCUGAUACAAUCAGACAUGAAGCUAAGCUCUUCAUUGACUUUACAGAGGCCAACAAGGAGAACAAGAACAUAAAGUUCCUGACAGUGGGUUUGACAGAUGAGAAACAGAAAGGUUCAAGCAUCCACCUUUAUAAAGACGGAUUUUCUGUCAGUGAGAACUUUGAACCACCUUCAAAGCCUGAAACUGUCACAGUAAGAGACAUAAACCACAACAGUGUGACACUGAAGAUUUCUCCACCCAGAUUUGGAGCAGAGAACAUCACCUCCUACUGUGUUGAGUCCUGUGUCAGUGGAGAGGAUGGAUGGCAACAGAAGACAGAGUCAAAGACUGAAGAAGUCACAGUGAGUGAUCUGAGUCCUAACACAGAGUAUGUGUUCAGAUGCAGAGCAGUGACCUCAGUAGGUGUUGGACCAUCCAAUCAAGUCAGUGGUUCCAUUAAAACACUGCCUUGCAGCCCUCCUGGAAAACCUCAAGUUGAACCACAGUCAGCUGAGGUAUCAGUUAGCUGGGAGAAACCUUCUGAGGUUGGACCAGACGUCCAGGUUUUGAGCUACAUCGUGGAGUACGCCCAAAGAGACGAUAAGGUGAAAGAAGAAGAUCUCCAAUGGAAACAGAUGUUGUCGAGAGCUGAAAAGGUGAUCAUUUCAGGACUCCAGUCAGAGACUGAAUAUGUUGUCAGGGUCAGAUGUGAUUGUGGUGUAGCUGGAAAAAGCAAAGAAAGCAUCAUGGUUAAUGUCUGUACAACAAAAUUCAACACUCUCAUAAAAUCCCUCAAAGGUACAAGCACAAAGAUAAAUUCUGAAUCCCCCUCAGUUUACAAACUGCCUCUUGAAGAAGACGACAUGAACAUAGAUGGAUGCCGGAUCUACAAAUUUGGCAAAGACAGCAAGAGAAGAAAUCGCACCAUAAUUCUUUUUGGAACAAGCGGAUCAGGAAAGACCACUCUGAUCAAUGGAAUGAUCAACUACAUUGUUGGUGUAGAGUGGAAGGACGAUGUCAGAUUCACAUUAGUUGAUGAGGGUCAGUAUGAAGAACACAGUGGAGAAGUCACUGUGUACAAAAUCAACCACCAGCAGGGUUUUGAAAUAGAUCACUCACUGACCAUUGUUGACACUCCAGACUAUGGAGAUAGCUUUGGAAUCACAGAAAGAGUCAAAGUGACUGUAGAUCAGUUGGGUAAUCUCUUCUCUGCUCAGCUCGGUGUCAGUGAAAUUGAUGCUGUGUGUUUAGUAGUUCAGGCUUCUUUCACACGACUCACACCAACACAGAAAUAUGUGUUUGAUUCACUGCUCUCAAUCUUUGGCAAAGAUGUGGCAGAAAACAUCAGGGUUCUGGUGACAUUUGCAGACGGCCAACGUCCUCCAGUUCUAGAGGCAAUCAAUGCUUCAGGUGUCCCAUGUCCUAAAACAAAAGACGGACUGCCAGUUCACUUCAAGUUCAAUAAUUCAGCCUUGUUUGCUCAGAACACAUCAUCUGCAGCAGAGAGAGGGAGUGAGGAUGAUGAAGACGAAGAGGAAAACUUCCAGAUGUUCUGGAACAUGGGAACAAAAGGCAUGAAGAGGUUUUUUGGUGCUUUGAAUGAAAUUGAGACCAAAAGCUUGACGAUGACAAAGGAGGUCCUCAAAGAAGGACCACAGAUCGAGGUUUCAGGUGAGGAUCUGAGGCAGGUUGGAAUGGGUCCACCUGUAAUGGGAUAUUAUAAUGACCUGUUGGGGAUGACGUUUGUACCAAAGUCUUAGACAUUAAACAGUGUCCAUAAUUGCUAUGACCAAGAAAAGCUUGCAUGUUAAUGUGUGAACAAAUGUAUGAUGUAUCACACCUGAACAGCUUUUUCUUAGUUUCUGGUUUUUGCUAAAAUGAUUAAAUAUUUCUCCAUUACACCCAGUUUGUAUAAUUCGCAGUUGUUAAUCUGAGUCAUCGCUUCCUUUUUAUUUUAACAUUUGUCUUUGUAUCUACUGUUGUUUGUUUUCAUGAUCUGAAUCAUUUUACUGACUCCUGAUACUGAUGUGUAUUGACUAACAUUUUAUUGUCCUGUGAGAUCAUCUGAUGGCUGAUAAUCAAUAAAUGAUCAUCAAUAAAUGUCACUGUUCCUCA
Lates calcarifer (barramundi perch) is the source of this 3899-nucleotide messenger RNA. RefSeq lists its product as uncharacterized. The record is from RefSeq and is a predicted model, not a curated record. The coding region runs from base 446 to 3544 and encodes 1032 amino acids. NCBI's taxonomy places the organism in Eukaryota, Metazoa, Chordata, Actinopteri, Centropomidae. The transcript is spliced from 4 exons. Gene Ontology annotation, molecular function: protein binding; GTP binding.